AUGACCGCCCUCCCCGUCGAGAGCUCCUGGCGCAUGGUCGAGGGUGAGCACGACAGCUUCGACACGUCGAUUGUGCCCAACGCCUUUGGAUUGAGCGGCGAGGAUGGAGACGACGGCGACGAUCCAUUUGUGUCCAGCAGCGGUGCGCCGUCCCAGCAGUCGGCUGGUUCGGGGGCAGGGCCGGCUGCGGCGGCGAGAUCCGGGCGGGGCCUGGGACGCCGAACGGUGAGCGGUGCCAGCGGCAUCAGCAGUGCCAGUCGCGGCGGUGCGUCCUCUUCCCAAGAAGACCGCACCAGCCUCGGCGGCGACUCCUUUGGCAGCGGCUCCAUCCCUGGCUCGCAGGACGACGACAUUCACUCAUUCCUGCGAAAAGCCGAGAACGACGAGCGCGUCCUGCUCCGGUCGCCCUUUCAGCCGUCGCUGCCGUCGUCGGUGCGGCAGAGCCCGCUGAGCGCGAACAGUGCAGGCAAAGCAAAGACGGCAGCGAGCGCCAGCCGGCUCGACCGAAGCAACCGCACGUUUCAGACGCCCGAGCCUGAGUUCCGCAUGCCCACAAUCGACAUGGACGGCAGCCUGCACGCUGGUGAUGGCCGUAUUCACCCCCAGAACCAGCGCGUCGCGGGCCUUUCCUCUUCAUUUCGCGUCAGCAAUACCGGGAGCCCUGUCCAGCGCCGGUCGACCGGUGGUGGCCUGCUCAGCCGACUGACUGGGCAGCGCAAGGCAAACACGGCAAAAACACCAAAAGACGAUGCACAUGACGCCGGAUCCUCUGGACAUGGUCCGGCCACUACUGCAGCAGCAGCAACUGCUGCCUGGAGACGGGCCGUGCCCUCCAGUCGGGCCUUUCUCUUCGUCGUCCUACCAAUCAUCGGCCUGAUUGCCGUUUGCGGCAUGCCGCUCUUUUAUUCGACAGCCAUCCACACGGCCUGUUCGCUACCGGGCGUACCUCUUCUCGGGCUGCCAUUCUGUCCCGACACAGCCAAAGCGAACAGCAAAACCACAAUACCGGCACAAAAUGACGGGAUCAACACCGAAACCGACACCGCCUCCGACGCAGCUCUGCAGGAUAGCAACUACUGGGCCAUCCGCCACCGCUUCAGCUACGAAAGCCGGCAAGCCGUAUCCGAGGGUCCGGCGUCGCCGCCCGCCACGCCCAUCGUCAGCCUCGUGCGCAGCGCGGGUCAGCUGAUGCGCGUGCAGACGCAGCUCGCCGACGUUGUCAAGGAGCGCGUUCUUGUCAGGCGUUCGAACAACGUGCCCCCCGCCCAGGACGCCUGGCUCGUGCCCCGCGCGCUGACCAAGGACCUCGUGCGAGCUGCGCAGAUGAACACGGCCACGCUGCCUUUGCUUGCCAUCGAGCUCGACGCCUACCUCGACGCCGCCAAGCGCGUAUCCAUGGCGCUCACGCGCCUGCAGACGGGCGCCGUCGCCACGGCCGCUGACACGCUCACCUACCGCAGCCAACAGACACUGGCGCACCUUAGGCGGAUUGCGGCCACGACCAGCGAAGCACACCGCCGCGGCGGCGGCAGCGGCAGCCGUGAAAGCUGGCUCAGCCGCGUCUUUUCGCCUGCCAGCAACACCCGCCGCACCCAGCUCCUCGACACGUACCGGCGCCACGUAGACGCCGUGCUCAGAAAGACACAGCUGCGCGUGGGCGAGGCCGAGGCCGUGUUUCAUGCGCUCGAGGCGGCCGGCGCACACUUGGCGACUGUGCAACAGUACGUCGUCGCCAAGAAACUCGAGCUGCUCGGCGCCAACGUUGGGACGGCGCCAGAUGGUGCCAGUACCGGCGGCGGUCCGGGCGGUGACCCUCUGCUCGACACGUCCGGAGGCGUCUUCUCCUGGCUCUGGUCUAUUGUCUUUGAACGCCAGCCGGACGAUGGCGUGUCGUCGUCGACCAAGACCAUGAGCAAAGCGGCACAGGCUUGGUCCGGAUAUGCGGACCAGGUGCAGCGCCUACACGAGGACCACGAGGCCGCCGUGGGCCGUGCUGCGGAGGCGCUGGACGAGCUCGCCGCCGUGCGAGACGCACUGAGUGUGUUGCAGACGGAGCUGAACCAAGAGGGACGCGACGGCACCAACAACAACGAGGACGGCGAUUUGGACAUGCGGCUGCACAUGGACAUUGUCGAUGCCGGGAUCCAAGAUCUAGAGAAGGUGGGACGGUGA
Messenger RNA from Sporothrix brasiliensis 5110, 2172 nucleotides. RefSeq lists its product as uncharacterized. The transcript has a single exon. The coding region runs from base 1 to 2172 and encodes 723 amino acids. The record is from RefSeq and is a predicted model, not a curated record. NCBI's taxonomy places the organism in Eukaryota, Fungi, Ascomycota, Sordariomycetes, Ophiostomatales, Ophiostomataceae.